GAGAGAACAGAGGCAGAUCUAGACUAGGCAGCCUGGGAAGGACAAUGUCCUCCAUCUUGUUGCUGUGGCUAUGUGUGACUUUGCCAGGUCUGCUGUGGGCGUCACAUGCCACCCUCUUUUUGGAGGGGGACAAUGAUGCCUCCAGGAUCUGCAAGCCCGCCCCCAAGUGGGAAAUAAAGGGACAGGCACCCAUGAAAGAGGUUCUGGGAAAUGUGGUCGUGGUGGCGCUACUAAAGGCCAGCUGACAAUUCUGUCUCAUUCAGGCCUACGGCAUGCGAGGCCUGCGUGAGAAACUGAAGCUCAGCAACCUGACAGAUGUGUCUUUCAUGAUAGUGAACGAGCAAGAUGUUCUUUCCAGAGCAACUUACUAUCAGCUGGAGAGAAGCGCGCCCCCUGGUGUUCCUGUGUACCAGCAGGAUCACCUUCAAAAUGACGUGUGGGAGGCUCUGGAUGGCGACAAAGACGACUUCCUGAUUUAUGAUAGGUGUGGUCUCCUCACCUAUCACAUAGUGAUGCCGUACAGUUUCCUACACUACCCCUAUGUAGAAGGUGCAAUCAGAGCCACUUAUCACAAAAAUAUCUGCAAUUGCUCUGUGAGUAACCUCAAGAAUGCACACGCACAACAACAACUACAUUAUCUACAAUUCAGCUGGGCACUGAUGGUCCACAGGAGGGAGACAAAGCACCGGGGAGUCAUCAUCAUGUCCAUCAUCCUCAUCAUCCUCACCAUCAUCCCCACUAUCAUACCAGUCACAGCAACCAGUCCCAACAUCAGCAGGAUAAAAGUCAUAAAAGUCAUCCCCACUACCACCAUCAUGAUGAUGAGCAUCAUCAGCAUAGAUAAUUAG
Molecule: messenger RNA, 848 nt
Organism: Monopterus albus (swamp eel)
Lineage: Eukaryota; Metazoa; Chordata; Actinopteri; Synbranchiformes; Synbranchidae
Gene: selenop2
Product: selenoprotein P2
Exons: 5
Biological process (GO): selenium compound metabolic process
Cellular component (GO): extracellular region
Molecular function (GO): selenium binding
Source: RefSeq, a predicted model, not a curated record